Clonostachys byssicola is the source of this 299-nucleotide messenger RNA. The record is from the annotation of a GenBank genome assembly. Lineage: Eukaryota; Fungi; Ascomycota; Sordariomycetes; Hypocreales; Bionectriaceae.
AUGCUACAUCGGUUGGAAGUAGCCCACGACGCUUUCUACGAGCAAGUUUUUCACGACAACGACAAUCGAUCUGUUGCGGGGCUUGAAUCCUUGCUAUGCGCCCCUGAUGCUCCGCUCGAAUUUAGUCAGCAGGACAAGUGCAUGUACUGGAUGAUGUAUGAGUGGUUCCAAUGGUGGAAUACCUGCUUCGGUUUGUAUGUCGAGGACCCGGGGCAUCGAUUCACGGAGGAAGAACAUCGCCUAGUCUUGAGACUCAAGCUACGGCAGAAGACAUGGGCAGCCCUGCUGAAGGGCGAUAA